Messenger RNA from Zalophus californianus (California sea lion), 5559 nucleotides. It is a transcript of the gene MROH1, whose product is annotated as maestro heat like repeat family member 1. Gene Ontology annotation, molecular function: protein binding. The record is from RefSeq and is a predicted model, not a curated record. The transcript is spliced from 45 exons. Bases 375 to 5297 code for a protein of 1640 amino acids. Gene Ontology annotation, cellular component: cytoplasm. Lineage: Eukaryota; Metazoa; Chordata; Mammalia; Carnivora; Otariidae.
CGGGGGCGGGCUCGGCGUGUGGCCCCGCCCACUCCGGGCCGGUGCUGGGUGGGAGGGCGGUGCCCGAGCCGCGGCGGCAGCUGCUCAGAUGCUUUCCAGGAAGAAAGGAGAAACACCGUGGUGAUGCCAGCAUCUUUAAGCCAGAGUCUUCUCCAUCUGCUUUCUAUCUGCCUGGGAUUCCUGGACAUUUCUGAGUAAAGGAAGAUGCUGUAGGUGGUGACCACACUUGCCCAGGUCACCGUGUGGGCUGACAUCACCCCGGUGGGGCUGCCAGGUGGGGCAGAGGAGAACUGGUGGCUGUUGAGGGAAGCUGCCUUCUGUCCUCCGUUUGAGAAGAAGCUGUCCAUGUUCACACUGGGUGAGGUGAAGCCAGGAUGACAGAGUCCUACGUGAAGAAGCUGUCCGCCAUCCUGCUGGACGCCGUCACCGACAAGGACCCUCUGGUACAGGAGCAGGUGUGUGGCGCCCUGUGCGCCCUUGGCGAGGCACAGCCAGAGGAAGCACUCGGCGCCUGCGAGGAGUACCUGUGGCAGCAUGAGAAGUUGGCACAUCCUUACCGGACGAUGAUCCUGAGGGCCAUGGAGACGGUUGUGAGCGGGCACAUCAGUGAGUUGCACAAGGACAAGGCCGGGGCCAUCAUCCUCCUGGCCUCCAGCGAGAUGACCAGGGCGAAGGACUUGGUUUGUGACUGGCAGCAGGCCGCCAGCAACGUCCUGGUGGCUGUUGGGAAGCGGUUCAUUGGCAAGGUGAUGGAGGAGCUGCUGAGCAAGUUCCAGCCUGGGGCCCUGCCACACUACUUCGUGGUGCAGACCCUCGCCAACCUCGCGGCUUCCAAUGUGUUUGGCAUGGUGCCCUUCCUGACGUCCAUCCUGAGCACCAUGCUGCCCAUGCUGGGCAUGGCCAAGCACGAUGCAAUGAGGGUGGCGUUCUGCUGCGUUCUGCAGCACUUCAGCGAGAGCACUCUGGAGUACCUGGCCAACCUGGACCAAGCCCCAGACCCCACGGUCAGGAAGGACACCUUUGCCACGGACAUCUUCAGUGCCUACGACAUCCUCUUUAACCACUGGCUGCAGAGUCGCGAAGCCAAGCUCCGGCUUGCUGUGGUGGAGGCCCUGGGGCCCAUGAGCCACCUGCUGCCUAGCGAGAAGCUGGAGGAGCAGCUCCCCAAGCUCCUGCCUGGAGUCCUGGCCCUCUACAAGAAGCACGCCGAGACCUUCCACGUGUCCAAGAGCCUGGGCCAGAUCCUUGAGGCUGCGGUGAGCGUGGGCAGCCGCACACUGGAAGCCCAGCUGGACUCACUCCUGGCCGCUCUGCAUGCUCAGAUCUGCGUGCCCGUGGAGUCAUCCAGCCCCCUGGUGGUGAGCAACCAAAAGGAGGUGCUACGCUGCUUCACCGUGCUGGCUUGCUGUGCCCCUGACCGCUUACUGGCCUUCCUGCUGCCCAAACUCGAUACCAGCAACGAGAGGACCCGUGUGGGCACCCUGCAGGUGGUGCGGCAUGUCAUCAACUCGGCCGCUUCUCAGAUGGAAGUUAAGAAGCCCUUUAUUCUCUCCUCCAUGAGGCUUCCUCUUCUGGACACUAACACCAAGGUGAAGCGGGCCGUGGUGCAGGUGAUCAGCGCCAUGGCCCACCAUGGCUACCUGGAACAGCCUGGCGGAGAGGCGAUGGUGGAGUACAUUGUGCAGCAGUGUGCACUCCCUCCCGAGACGGAGCCUCGGAAGCUGGGUCCCGACAGCGAGGACCUCGCAGCGGACAGUGUGCGGGCUAUCAGCAUCAGCACCCUCUACCUGAUCAGCACCACCGUGGACAGGAUGAGCGACGUCCUCUGGCCCUACCUGCUCGAGUUCCUCACACCUGUGCGCUUCACUGGGGCGCUGACCCCGCUCUGCAAGAGCCUGGUGCACCUGGCCCAGAAGAGGCAGGAGGUGGGGGCCGAUGCCUUCCUCAUCCAGUACGACAGCAACGUGACCCUCCCUUCGCCCUACGCCAUCACCACGAGACUUCUGACUGUGUCUUCCAACCCCUACCUGGGGGACGGCCGUGGGGCUGCCUCGCUGCGCCUCUUGAACGUCCUGCAUCACAGCAUUCACCCUUCACUGGGGCAGCGCUGGGCGACCACCAUUCCCCUGCUGCUGGAGCAUCUGGAUGAAUGUACUGAAGAAACCCUGUCCCAGAAGGAGUGGGAGGAAAAGCUGCUGGCGUUCCUUCGGGACACUCUGGCUGUUGUGUCUGACAACACGUGGAUCUGCCAGCUGAGCCUGGAGAUGUGCAAACAGCUGUCCUGCUACGGCGGGGAGCCCCGAGAGAAGAACUUCCUGUAUAAAUGCAUUGGAACCACGCUGGGUGCCACCUCAAGCAAGGACGUAGUGAGGAAGCAGCUGCAGGAGCUGCUGGAGACAGCCAGACACCAGGAGGAGGCUGAGCGCGAGGGCCUUGCCCGUUGCUUUGGGAUCUGUGCCAUCUCUCACCUGGAUGAUGUCCUGGCCCAGCUGGAGAACUUCAUGAGGUCGGAUGUGUUCAGAAAAUCCACCGGCAUUUUCAACAUUUUCAAGGACCGAAGUGAGAACGAGGUGGAAAAGCUGAAGAGCACCCUGAUCCUGUGUUACGGCCACGUGGCGGCACAGGCCCCCCGGGAGCUGGUGCUGCCCAAGGUGGAGUCUGACAUCCUCCGGAACAUAUUCCAGUACUUCAGCACCAAGGUUCUGGGAAUAAAGGUAGAGACCAAGGACCCGGCCCUGAAGCUGUGUCUUGUCCAGAGUGUGUGCAUGGCCAGCCAGGCCAUCUGCGGCAGCGCACAGGCCAGCUCCUUCCACUUCUCCCGGAAAGCGGAGCUGGUGGCUCAGAUGAUGGAGUUCAUCAAGGCAGAGCCGCAAGACUCCCUGAGAACACCCAUUCGGAAGAAGGCCAUGCUCGCCUGCACUUACCUGGUCUCCCUGGAGCCAGUGCUGGAUGAGCAGGUGCAGGCGGACAUGGUCCACAGCUGUCUGCACAGUGUCCUGCCUGUGCCGCCUGAGCCCGAGGGGGGGGAUGACCACCAGGAGUCCCUGUACCUGGACACCAUGCACACCCUUGAGGACUUGCUGAAGAGCCUCCUUCGGCGAAACAUGACCCCCCAGGGCCUGCAGAUCAUGGUGGAGCACCUGAGCCCGUGGAUCAAGUCCCCACGAGGCCAUGAGAGGGUGCGGGCACUUGGCCUGAGUGCCUGCCUGCUGCAAUACUUCCUGGAGCACCUGAACGUCAGCGCCCUGGUGCCCUUCCACAACCUUGGCCUCCUCAUAGGCCUCUUCUCUCCUCGGUGUGCGGACUUGUGGCCUGCCAGCCGCCAGGAGGCUGUGAGCUGCGUGUACGCCCUGCUGUACCUGCACCUGGGCUACGAGGGCUUCUCCCGUGACUACCGGGAUGAUGUGGUUGAGCGGCUCCUCAGCCUCAAAGAAGGCCUCGUGCACCCCGACCCUGCCACCCUCUUCCACACCUGCCACAGCAUAGCCCAGAUCAUUGCCAAGCGCCUCCCGCCAGAGCAACUCAUCAGCCUCUUGCUGACUAUGUUUGAGGGUCUGGGAGACCCCGACAAGAACUGUUCUCGGGCCGCUACGGUCAUGAUCAACUGCCUGCUGAAGGAGCGAGGCAACAUGCUCCUGGAGAAGGUGCCCGAGAUCGUGAGCAUGCUCCGCUCAAAGCUGCAGGAGACGCAGGAGGAGUACGUCCUGCAGGCCGCCCAGCACAGUGUGUACCUCCUGGCGUCCCAGCACUGCGCCGCCGUGGUGUCCAGCCUCCUGGGCAGCCCCCUGCCCUUUGACAGCCACACCUGUACCCUGUGGCGGGCACUGGCCGUGGAGCCUGGCCUCACCACGCAGGUCCUGGGGCUGCUCCUGGAGAAGAUGAGCAGGGACGUGCCAUUCAAGGAGACGCGGGCCUUCCUGCUUAGCAGCUCUCCGGGCCGUGUGGCCACACUGCUGCCCCUUGCGGCCACGUGUGCGCUGUAUGAGGUCAUGAGCGUGCUGGCAUCCGGGCCCGCGGUGCUUGAGCUCUACCCACAGCUGUUCACGGCUCUCCUGCUGCGCAUCAGCUGCACGGUGGGCGUCGUGCUGCCGCGGACUCUGCAGGCCAAGGAGAAAAGGAGCAUGGGCUCUGCUCUGGCCCCCAGGAGCCUCGAGCCCUGCAGCUCUGCCGUGGAUGCUCUGCAGGCCAUGCUGCUUCGGGGCGGCAACGAGGAUGUGGUGCAGCGCAUGGAGCUGGAGGGAGGCUGGCGGCUGCUCAGGACCUCGGCGGGGCACGAGGAGGGGGUCGCCCGGCUGGCCAGCGCCAUGGCCAAGUUUGCCGGCCCCCGGCUGCCCCUGGUGAUGAAGGAGCUCGUGUGCACACAGAGCAGCGUGUAUGAGAUCCAGCGGGUCACCUCCACAGGAUUCCUGGCCGAGCUGCUCAACAGCAGCGCCGCGGAUGACCUCAUGCUCCUGGAGCCGCUGCUGGACAACCUGGCGGCCCGGCAGAAGGACCCGUGCACCAGCGUGCGGCGGCUGGUGCUCCGAGGACUGGCCAACAUUGCUUCUGGCUCCCCAGACAAGGUGCGGGCCCACGGCCCCCAGCUCCUGACGGCUGUGAUUGGCGGGCUGGACGACAGGGACGACCCUCACAGCCUGGUGGCCCUGGAGGCCAUGCUGGGCCUUGCAAGGCUGUUGGACCUGGCGGAGCCCCAGGACCUGCGCCCCGUGCUGCUGCAUGUCGCCAUCCGGAUCCGGCCCUUCUUCGACAGUGAGAAGAUGGAGCUCCGUUCUGCCUCCAUCCGCCUCUUUGGGCACCUCAACAAGGCCUGCCACGGAGGCUGUGAGGACGUGUUCCUGGAGCAGGUGGUUGGCGGGCUGGUGCCCCUGCUGCUGCACCUGCGGGACCCCCAGGCCCCCGUGACCAGCGCCUGCAGGUUCGCCCUGUGCAUGAGCGGCCCCAACCUCAAGUGUGAGCAGCUGGUGGCCGCCCUGCAGAAGCACCUCCAGGAGGGGCGGGGCCUGCACUUCGGGGAGUUCCUCAACAGCACCUGCAAGCUCCUGAUGCACCACUUCCCAGACCUGCUGGGCCGCCUGGUGAGCACCAGCCUGUUCUACUUCAAGAGCAGCUGGGAGGACGUCCGUGCUGCCGCCCCCAUGCUCACAGGGUUCCUGGUGCUGCACGUGGAGGCCGAGCAGCGGCCACAGGUGGACCUGGAGCAGCUCACCACAGCGCUCCAGCUGCUGCUCAAGGACCCAGCCCCCCUGGUGCGCAUGAAGGCCGCCGAGACGCUGGGCCGCCUGGUGAAGUUCGCCUGAGGCUCCCGCAACAGCACGACCCCUACAGGCAGCAGGGGCCUGAAUCCCCAAGAUGGGGCCCUGAGGAGCCCCCGGCCCGAGGCGGAGUGGGGAGCUGCCGGUGCCCCUGCCACGAGUCGAAGGCCUGCCCUUCUGGAGGAGGCCGCUGGAGGCCAUUGUGGGGGGCGGGGGGGCAAGUUGCUGUACCCCCCACUCCCGUUUCCAAUAAAGCCAGUGGCUCCUCAGCAGGUGGCUUGGGAGUGCAAGGACCUGACCUAUCCGU